GAACACAAAAUUACAGAGAGGACUCCAGAAACAGCUGCCAGUAAAUGAAUACUGAUACUACUGACCCUUCCAAGUAAACGAGCAACAGGAAGAGUGGUGUUCAGCAGCUACGCACCAUCACCGGACUAACAGUGGAGACUUGUUGUUGACUCCCGUCUACAUUCAUUAAGGUUUUCUGCAGUGUGAAUCUGAUUUCUUAGAAGGAAAGCCAAAGCCUUUGACAUUAAAUUAAUUGAAGAGCACAGGGCCCUAAUGAAGACUUGAGCAGAACGCUUAGAUUAACCAAGAAUCAAGAAGAGCGCUGGACCUAAGAAGACUUUGAGAAAAGCACUGAACCUAAUCAGCACCUACGGAGCUGAAACUCAAGGAGAGAAGGGGAUAAAAGACAAUGAGUUUUGAGAGUGUCCCCCAGAAAUCAGAGGUUAUGGGAUGGAACACCCAUAGUCUAUCCAACUACAUGAAACGAUUGAAGCUCUCUGGCUGUGACAAUGUGGUGAAGAGAUCCAACAUGAAUGGAGAACGCUUCCUGAACAUGACAGAGAACGAUCUCCAGAGGUUUCCCUCCAUCCAUAUUCCAAUCAUCAUGAAGAUCUGUGGUGAGAUCAACAGGAGUGAAGACAGGAGGAUGUUCGGCUGGAGGUCAAAGGAAACUCAGAACCACAAACAAGAUUUAGUUCAAGAAGAAGAAUGCUGGGAUUCUGAAGAGUUUGAUAUGAGUGAUAACGACUAUGAGAGCCCCGACAAUGAAGAGGACGACAGUUAUAUCUGUGCCAUGUCGGAUCACCCAUCACUCCAACCACCAGUGGGCGCUGCAGAGGAUAACUACAGUGAUGAGGACUACGAGCUACCUCCUUCCUCUACUGAGGAGAUCCCCCGCUUCCUCAACCCUGCCCAGACCUUGGAGAACCCUGACUACAUAGAUUCUGUUCGUGGAGAACCAUCAGUAACACCUCAAGCAGGGAGGACUCCCAGACCACCCCAGCGCCCCACACCUCAGGCUCAUCACCACUCAGCUCCCAGGGGCGACGCACUGGUCAAACCACCCCUACCCAGGCCAAACCAAUCAAAUAAAGUUAUAAAAAAGCCCCCUUUGGUCCCCCAGAUUGACCGCAGCAAAAAGCCGGGGCGGUCUACUCCCCCCAUGAAAGGACCUUCUCAUCAAUAUCCAACCACCCCAGUCACUCCUACAAGGAAGUCCCCUCAACUAAAGGCACCAGAAUCUUCUAACAGAUUCAGGUCAAGUAAACCACCAAAUGUUGACCCCACUCUGCCCUUUCACCCUCCUUCAAAGGUCACCACCACAAAACUAGGGACAGUGAGGGGCACGGACAUGGACCCCGGGUGGUAUGGAGGACUGGUGACCAGAGGCCAGGCUGAAGCUUUCCUCAGACAGGUUAACAAGGAUGCUGCGUUUCUGGUCAGAGACAGCUCCAAGGGCUCACCUGACCAGCCCUACACCCUAAUGGUGCUGAGUCAAGACAAGGUCUACAACAUCCAAAUCCGCCGCAAAGGGAACACGUAUCAGCUGGGAACGGGCCUCAUGGGUAGUGAGAGUUUCCCUGGAGUGAAGGAGAUGAUAGAACACUUUAAACACACCCCGCUGUUGCUCAUUGAUGCCAUGGAGCGAGGAACUGGAGUACACCAAGAGUGCUGCCUGCUGCACCCUGGACUACUCUCAUAACAACCAUAGACAACUCACAAUGUAAAGUUUCUUUUCAUGGAAAUCGGUCAGUGUUAUGAAGGUGCAUGUCAAGGGAGAUUAUGUGAGGUUGUACACGUUAGACAGGUCUUUACCUGUUUUUGAGGGUAGUUUGGGUACAGGUGUAAAUGUGUAGACAGUAUCCCAUUGAUCUCUGUCCAGUCAGGAAAGGUUGAGAAAUUGUACAGUAGUGUCUAUAAAUGAGAGGGGAACGAGGUCAAGACGAGAGACAGACAUUGUUGCUACAUUACCAGUCUGUCCAGACAUUCAGACAUGGAGUCCAGCCCCUUCCGAAUUUGGUCCAGACUGUAAGGGGCUAAGUGUCCAUAAUGUAUAUAACAAAGGUUUAGACUCAAAGGUCGGGUCACAGUGAACAUAAUAAAGAAGGUGGUGCCAUAAAGAUUAGCAAAACUUAAGACAAAAUGCAAGAAUGUAAUGAUAGGUUGUGCUCAAUAGAGAUAUACCUCUGUGACUAGUUUAUAUGCAAUGUUUCUACUCUGAUUUUAAUUUAAUCAGUUUUGUUUGUAAGCUGGAAUGGACAAACCAUGCAGUGAUGCCUAACUGGCAUUUGGAAACAAACAUAUUUCUUUGAUAUGAUAGAAUGAGUUCAACCUGCAGGUGGUUUCAUAAUAAGAAAACAUUGACUCUAGGCAAGGGAGUACUUUACUACCAAUUUCGAGUGAAAUAAGUUCAAGAAAUAUAAGAUAACUUUCUAAAUGUGAAAUUAUAGAAGAAACAUAUGUAAUAUGAAGUUCAUCAUCAGGAAGUGUUGCCAAAUAUGGUAUGUCAGUUUUUUACAUUUACAGAGCUAAAACAAUGAAUCAAAAAUUAUUAACAUCAAUCAUACUGACUUAUUGCAUGCAUUUUAUUAACAUUGUUCAGUAUUAUAUGUAGCCUAACUUUUAAUAGGGAAAUAUGAAGGGAAAUAACUUUAUCUGGGUGACUGUUAAUGGAGAAAUGAUGAAUAACCAUGAGACUAUAAAUUAUUAAAUUAUUAUUAUAUUCAUCUUCAACUGAUUAAUUCAGGCAAUUUAUUUUCACACAGGUUUUCGCCCUUAUCACUUAUCUCUUCUCUAUAUUCAAGUUGUUGUGAUAUUUUAAAUUUGAUUCCUGUAACCAAAUAUUACUGCAAAAUACAUUAUGAUGCAAAAGCAGGUAUUACAGGGAUGAGUUUGAUAAGCUUUCUUGUCCACUGUUUCAACACCUGUGCUUGGCUUCGUCAAUAAAACAUAUCUUGCC
This is a messenger RNA of Esox lucius (northern pike), 2938 nucleotides long. RefSeq names its product lymphocyte cytosolic protein 2b (gene lcp2b). Gene Ontology annotation, biological process: intracellular signal transduction; cell surface receptor protein tyrosine kinase signaling pathway. The transcript is spliced from 15 exons. Bases 389 to 1681 code for a protein of 430 amino acids. Lineage: Eukaryota; Metazoa; Chordata; Actinopteri; Esociformes; Esocidae. The record is from RefSeq and is a predicted model, not a curated record.